AAACAAAAAGUGAAUAUAGUAAACCACCUAAAUUGUACUUGAAGGUGCACGAGAUAAUAAAUAAAAGUUUGAAUCCAACUUAAAAAUCGUCACUUGAAAAUGGAGCACCGUGUGUACUAAUAGAAAAAUUAAAACAACAAAUACAUAACUCUUCAGACCCACUACUACACUCACACACACCUGCCAAGCACUCCUCCCGAGGCUCAAAAUGGAAUAUCUGUUGCUCAACGCAUUCGAACAAAACUACUACAAUCGUAUCAAGGAAUUUGAGCGCGUGGCCGCUGCAGCUGCAUCCGCCGCAGCAGCAUCAGCUGCCGCACAGAACACGCUCUCACCGCGCGCCAACUCCCAUACGUCCAGCAACAACAAUAGCAGUAGCAACAACAAUACUACCAAUUCUUCAUCGACCACGUCAUCAAUCGCCUCACCUUCGACAUCCUCCUCAACCGCCUCGUCUUUAUCAUCUUCGCCAACAUCAGCCGUUGGCAGCGCAAUCGCCACAACGCUGCCUGCUGUUAGCCCAACGGCGAGCAAACACAGCAACCAGCAAGCAGCAGUCGUUGCGACUAACGGCAAUGGUCCAACAAAUGGACAUAAACUUCCGCAGGUGCAUCCGCCGCAACCAGCUCAGCGUUCACUCUCACCGCACCAUUUUCCACAUUUUUCCGCAGCACAAGCUGCUGCUGCUGCCGCUGCCAUGGCUGCACAACAGCACCUGCAUCACUUGCAGCAACAGCAGCAACAACAACAACAUAUCGCGCAUCAACAUCAACAAUUGGCACCGGGGCAUUUGAGCGGGCAUCAUACCGCAGCCGCCACGCCAUCACCAACAAUUUCGCACAUACAAUUGCAACAUGCAACGGCGUUGCCACUGCCGCCGCCACCAUCUCAUCUGCAGCAUUUGCAUCACCACCACCAAACUGCGCACGCGCAUGCACAUUUGCUGCACGCGCGCGAUCAACAAAAUAAUUCGAAUGUGGCAAAUAGUUUGUUGUGGCAGCCGUGGCGUGAUCUCCAUCACCACUUGUAUCAACAGCAACAGCAACAACUGCAGAAAGAGGCCCGCCUCUCGUCGAAGGAAUUGCCGACUGCGCGUUGGCGCCGCGAGCGUCGUUCGCGCGCUGGUGAAUACCCCACGCUGGGCAGCGGUGUAGUGUCUGCCGCCGUCGCCGCAUCUACUUCGAGCAGCCUCUCGCCAGCUGGAACACCACCGCCGCCGGCUGUUUGUGCUGGCAUUCCAUCACCAGUGAGCGCGCAUCAUCAUGUCGCGUCGUCGGUGCACAGCGGCGUACCGCCACCCAUGUCCGUUAUGAUGGCCGCAGCAAUGCGUCCGCUUUGCGAAUCUACCAAUCGUCCAACGCCUCCGCCAUCGAACUCCUCAGCCGCCGCCGCUGUUGCAGCAUAUCAUCACCAAGGCGGCAUGGAGAGUCCAAUCGAUAUGUCGGUGUCGUCGUCUACGUUGAAACAUCGAUCGUCGCCACCGCCGCCAUACCGUGCACCACUGCCGGGCUCCACAUAUGCCACUGCGCUUGCACGCCCCAGCGUAAUUACACAAGCGCCAUCGAAACGCGAACGUGAACGUGAACGCGGCGAACGCGAAUUGUUGGCGAAUCGCGAGAAUGACAAUCGCAUUACUGAGUCCAUUUCUAAGUGCGAAUUGGUGAUCGAUGAACACUUCCGCCGCUCACUGGGUCCCGACUAUGCUGCGCUAUUCGGCAAAAAAUCGCCUGGCCACAAUCCAACCACACCAUCGCCACAACCGAGUGUAGCCGCUAUGACGACCACAGCAGUCAUAAAUACACCAACACCUACACCACCACCGCCAUCAGCGUUGUCUUUGCCGCCUUCCUCAACCACGCAGACUCAGCUGCAAGCAUUGGUUGUGGGACAUGCGCCAGCGCCAAGCGCUUUACCACCCUAUCAUGCAACCAUAGCUGUUGGUUCACCGCAAGCGCUCAUCUCACCAAAACCAGCGUCGGUCUUACUCUCCUCGGCAGCAAUCUUUGCAGCGGCAGCACAGCAUCCAGUUAAAGCUGAGACCUUGUCGCCACAUCACUUGGAGCAUGUGGCGGUUGCUUUACCACCUCCGCAACAGCAACCGCUUGCCCUGUCCACCACACAGCGCAGCAAUACACCACAACCAAUAGUUCCCAGCAUGGACGUCGAAGGGCGAGUCACUCAAACACCACCACCACCUAGCGCCGUGCUACAUUCGCCGCCGCCACCACCACCACCAUUCCCUACAGCGUCGCUACGCAACCAAAUAUCAAUCGAGCCACUCUCAAUCAGUAGUUCACGCUCACCGGUUCCAACACCACUACAAUCGCCAAAUUCAUCUGCUGCGGCGACACUUGCAGUGGUAUCCUCAACCACACCACUAACAACAACGCCAGCAGCAGGAACAGCGGCAGCAUCACCACCACCCAUAAUGCCAGCCAUAAUGCGCAUCAAAACCGAACCGGGCAUGUCGGCGUCCAAUACACCGCCGGCCUCCCCAACUUCCACCUCUUCGCCCACCAGCAUCACAAAGGUGAAUGCUUCUGUCGAUGAUCACUUUGCCAAGGCAUUGGGAGAUACUUGGAAGAAGUUGCAGGAGAAUAAGGAAGUGCGCAAGUGAAAUAUAAUAAAUCGGAAGAGAAGGAAGUGGAAAGGUUUGAUAAAUGAAGAGUAAUGAUAAGAAAAAUUUGAUGUGGGAGAGUAAGUAAAAGCAAGUAAAGAAUGAGAACAAAAAUGAGUUUGUAUGAAGAAAUUUAUAUAAGAAAAACAAAAAUUUAAAAUUAAAAAUUUUAAUGCAAAUUAAAAAUUGAACGGCUGAGAAAGAAAGAAAGUCAAAAAUUGCAGAACCUGAAAAAAGACGAACUAAAUGUUAUUAAAAGCAACAAUGCACUUUCAAAUUUUACAAAAUGCAAAAAUGUGGAAACAAAGGAAAUGUUGGAUGCAGCAAAUACCUACAAACAUAAAUCAGCAUAUAAGUCUUGGAAAUACUCGAAAAGAAAAGUUUGUAAAACUUAAAAAUGGAUUGUGUUAAAUCCUCUGAAGAAGGAACACUUAAACUGACCUACAAAAAAUGGUUUUAUUCUAACCUAAAAAGUUUAUUUGAAAACUGUAUGUUUAUAGCUAAGAUUAUUUAAAUUACCUUGCAGCAGAAGUCUAGAAAUUGUAAUUAAUAGUUUGUCCCGUUUGAAAUCCAAAUAUGUAAAAGUAAAUAUAAGUAUUACCAUUGAAAUAACCUUAAAUUAGUGACAGAAGCUUUCGAAAGUACACCAUGACAAACACCCACGAGAUACCAUGACAAAUGUCUACAGACAUAUGAAAGUUUGAAUAAAAAUCUUAAAUCAUAUUUAACAACUAACCUAAAAACUUUGUAAAAAAACAGUUAUAAAGUACUUAGUACUUAAAAAUUAUAGCUGAACAUAUUAAUUGAGUUUAGAAAAAAAAUGUCAAUUCCAAUCUAACAACUACUUGGCCCAGUAAUUAUGAGAAAAUACAUUUAUUUACGCUGAAUGAUGGAAAAAGCUGUACUCAGGAGCACAGUUAGAUAUUUAUUGUUUGUCAUUUGCCUUUUAUAAAGAUAUGUUCGAUGCUUAUUUUGGGUUAAAACAUGACAAGUAAAAAGAAAUACUUUUCCUACCUCCAAAUACUAUAUUUUUUUAAACUAACGGCAAUAGCUCAGCUUUGUUUAUAAAACAAAACUUUUUUUUUCAAAUCAGUGGUUUCAUUUAAAAGGAUAUAAAGAAAUAAAGCUACAUCAAAGAAAUGCUUGGCUAUGUAAAAUUUCAGUGCAACCCAUUUCCAAAAAUGUACAUUAAGCUAAUUAUUUUGAAGUUACACGAAUAGAAUGCCAAUUAAGUGAUAUAUUAGUUACUUUUCCUGCUUUGUGCGAGCUCUUGAUAGU
Messenger RNA from Anastrepha obliqua, 3895 nucleotides. RefSeq lists its product as uncharacterized. Gene Ontology annotation, biological process: negative regulation of DNA-templated transcription. The transcript is spliced from 3 exons. Lineage: Eukaryota; Metazoa; Arthropoda; Insecta; Diptera; Tephritidae. Gene Ontology annotation, molecular function: transcription coactivator binding. The record is from RefSeq and is a predicted model, not a curated record. The coding region runs from base 209 to 2617 and encodes 802 amino acids.